AUGAUUAUACACAACAUCAUUCCUAGGGCUAUUCACGAGCUGAGCCGAGCUUGUUGGUCACAUGUUGGUGUUAUUAAAAACCCAUGUAUAUGGCCAGAAUCAAAGAGUUUUAGUGACCAAGACAUGAAACCCGGUUCACCAUCAUGGGGAGGAGUCUGUCAAGCUGGCAUUUACUAUGACAGAUUCCACUGUAAUAACAAGAUCAUUGGAGCAAGGUACUACUUGAAAGGUUAUGAGAAACACUACGGGCGCCUCAACGAGACGUUGGAAUCCCGUUCGCCACGUGACAUGAUUGGCCAUGGCACUCACACAGCGUCCACAGUGGCCGGCCGCCAAGUUGUGAAUGCUUCUCUAAUAGGGUUAGCAGGUGGCACAGCCACCGGCGGGGCGCCAUUGGCCCGCCUAGCCAUCUAUAAAGUAUGUUGGUUAGUCCCUAACAGAGAGAAUUCCGAGGAGAAUGCUUGUUUUGAGGAAGAUAUACUAGCAGCCAUAGAUGAUGCCAUUGGUGAUAAAGUUGACGUGCUGAGUAUCUCCCUUGGCCUUGGGAGUUCACAACCUCUUCCUAUAGAGAAAGAUCCUAUAGCAAUUGGAGCUUUAAUGGCGGUGAAAAACAAUAUUGUUGUCGCAUGUGCAGCUGGAAAUGCAGGUCCAGCCUGGGAAACAGUGUCCAAUUACCACCCGUGGGUUAUAACAGUUGCUGCUAGCUCCAUCGAUCGUGAUUUUCUUCGGGCUGUUAUUCUGGCAAAUGGCGUCGCAGUUAUAGGACGAACAGCCACUCCUAAUUACGAGCUUGAUGAUCAAAAUAGAACACUAGUAUAUGCAGCAGAUGUGGUUGUUCCCGGAGUUGACAAGAAUUUAGCAGCAAAUUGCCUCCCUGGUUCUCUUGCACCUGAGAAAGUAAAAGGAAAUAUAGUGGUGUGCAUGGUAGGGACUAUAGAAUCGAGAAUUGCGCAGGGGAUGGAAGUGAAGAGAGCGGGAGGUGUAGGUUUAAUUUUAGGAAACCUUCCAGUAAUGGGAGAUAGAGCAGUAUACGACACUCAUGUUCUUCCAGCAACUGAAGUCUCCUCCUCCGAUGUGCUAAAAAUUAUUCAAUACAUCAGGUCUACCAAGAAUCCACAGGCAGUUUUAUUCAAUAAAACAAUGACAAUGUUAUACGGGGUAGCACCCAACGUGACUUCCUUCUCUAGCAGAGGACCUAAUCCCUUUGAUCCUAAUAUUCUCAAGCCUGACAUCGCGGCUCCAGGAUUGAAUAUAUUGGCAGCGUGGAGCGAGGGAACAUCAGUUUCAGGAGAUGUAUUUGAUAACCGUAAUGUCACUUAUAAUUUACAAUCAGGAACUUCUAUGGCUGCCCCUCAUAUUGCUGCUUCAGCCACACUUAUUAAAGCUUUGCAUCCUGAUUGGAGUAGUGCCGCCAUAAGAUCCGCCAUUAUGACCACAGCCUCAAUGAUAAACAACCAAGGCUCGUCAAUAACUGAUGAACAUGGCAAUCUUGCCAGUCCUUUUAUGAUGGGAUGCGGGCAGUUCCGUCCUGUAGAGGCAGCAGACCCUGGUCUUAUAUACGACGCCUCAUAUGAUGACUACCUUCAUUACAUUUGCAACCUCGGCGGAUCCACUGAAGCAAUUGAUCCAUCAUAUAAGUGUCCACAAGAACCAUCGUUCAACCUCAAUUAUCCAUCACUUGCUAUUCGUGGUCUUACAGGCACUGCAGUUGUUAACAGGAGAGUUACUCAUGUUGGCAGUGUUGCCAAUACUGUGUACAACUUCAUUGCGAAACCACCAAAGGGAAUCACUGUAGAUGCCACUCCAAAUGUUUUGCGAUUUCAGCAAGUUGGCCAGAUUUUAAGCUUCACACUUACAAUAAGAGCGGUAGCUGGAAGCGAGUAUCUGAAAUCUAACUAUGGCUUUGGCUCGUACUCUUGGACUAGUGGUAAUCUAAGUGUUGUAAGUCCCAUGGCAAUAUCUUUAAAAUAA
Molecule: messenger RNA, 1971 nt
Organism: Pistacia vera
Lineage: Eukaryota; Viridiplantae; Streptophyta; Magnoliopsida; Sapindales; Anacardiaceae
Product: subtilisin-like protease SBT5.6
Exons: 7
Coding region: 1-1971 (656 amino acids)
Biological process (GO): proteolysis
Molecular function (GO): serine-type endopeptidase activity
Source: RefSeq, a predicted model, not a curated record